UUUUUUUUUUUUUUUUUUUUUUUUUGCUGACAGUAAUUUAAAAUCAGCAAUCAGAACGUCGUCACGUAAUCAACAUUAUACAAAAACCAAAGCUUCUUCUUUUUUAAGAGAAAAAAAUGCGGUAUUAUGGAAGAGUUCAUUCGUAAUUAUUGUACUUGUGAAUCAGACAAUAAAUCAAAACAUAUCAUUGAAAACCAUGUUGAUACUAUUUUAACGAACAUAUUGCAGCCUAUUUUUCAAAAGGAAGCCGUAAAUCAUCCUAUUUUAUCAAGAAAACCUAAAUCAAAAUAUGGGACAGAUGAUUUCAUUGACAAACAAGAAUGGAAAACUAACAAUUAUGUAGACAUUUUAAUGUGGAUUACAGACAAUAUAUCAGCAAAAAAAUUAGAAAGCAAUUUACAUUUGAUAUUACCACCGAUCAUGAUUGUGCUAGAUGACUAUGAUAUUGAAUAUAAAAUAAAGGGAAUAAAAAUGGUGCAUAAAAUGAUUAGUUUAUUAGAUUCGUCAUUUAUUUCCAGAAAUGGUCUAGAUAAUGUCUUUUUUGAGUCUUUAUUCAAGUGUACUAGCUAUUUAUCACAAGAUCGAGAUGAGCCAUUAUUGAGAGUAACUUAUGCUUGUUUAUUGGAUUUACUUGCUAAAAGAAAAAAAGAUCAAAAGACGACUGAACUCUAUGAACGUGUACUUAAAGAUGGCAUAGUGACAGGAUUUAUCUAUGCAGGCGAAAAAAUCAAAUUUUUGCCAGUUUUAAUAAAGCCGAUCUCUGUCUUGUAUGAAGAAUUAGGCAUUAUUGGUGUACAGUAUUUAAAAGCUAUUGUACCUAUACUUUGUGAUUCAAUCUCCAUGUAUUCAGGUCACAAUCCAGCAAUUAAAGAAAUUAAUUUGAUGGCAGCACAGUCGUUAAUUAUUAUUAUAAAGAAAUGUUGGCCACGUAUACCAGCUUAUAAGGGUAAAAUCAUUCAAGCUAUAGCGAAAGCAUGGACAUAUUAUUUCAAUAAGAAAGAUGAUACGAUGUGUCAAUUAUUAAAAGAACUAUAUCGCAUUUUUGAAGCUGCUUGUCAAGGCCAAGAAAAAGCUGAUAAAGAUGCGUUAGUGGCAUUCAAUCCAUCUGUAUUUGAGCCUUUAUUUACAUAGAUUUUAUUGUAUAUAUACCACAUCUUUAUUACUUAAUAAACAAUAAAAAGGAGAAAAAAAAAUGAUAUUAUACCUCUUUCUUUUUAAAUACAAAUAAAAUAGAUUGUUAUGCAAACUUGACUUGUACGUGCUGCUAGAAUUUUUUUUUUUUUCGCUAAUCUGAAGCAAUUCCGGGGGGAUAAAAAAAAAAAAAAAAAACUGGUUCAGAUUCUUCUUUUUG
Messenger RNA from Cokeromyces recurvatus, 1351 nucleotides. RefSeq lists its product as uncharacterized. NCBI's taxonomy places the organism in Eukaryota, Fungi, Mucoromycota, Mucoromycetes, Mucorales, Mucoraceae. The record is from RefSeq and is a predicted model, not a curated record. Gene Ontology annotation, cellular component: nucleoplasm; cytosol; centrosome. Bases 127 to 1131 code for a protein of 334 amino acids. The transcript has 6 exons.